This is a messenger RNA of Cinara cedri, 1407 nucleotides long. The record is from the annotation of a GenBank genome assembly. Lineage: Eukaryota; Metazoa; Arthropoda; Insecta; Hemiptera; Aphididae.
AUGCACCUGGAGACCUUCGGUGGGCUUAGUGAGAGGCAAUAUGGAUUUCGCAAGGGGAGGUCAACGAUAGAUGCCAUAAAUCACGUCAUGGAUGUGAUCGACAGUAAAGGAUCGGGGCCGCUCUACCGCAGGGAGCUAGGCGCGCUGGUGACGCUGGACGUGGCAAAUGCGUUCAAUACAGCAAGAUGGUGCAAUAUUAGCGAAGGGCUAAUACGGAAGAAGGUCCCUGAAUAUCUGCUGACAAUAAUCAGGAGCUAUAUGAGCGAUAGGUCACUGGUAUUCGGGGAGGACCAGCACAGGAGCAUUAACCGUGGCGUUUCCCAAGGGUCAGUGAUCGGGCCCCUGCUGUGGAACGUAAUGUACGACGAUCUCCUUCGCAUCGACUUGGGUGACAAUAUCCCUGGGCACUCCUCGGCCGAGCUAGUUGCCUUCGCGGACGACGUGGCAGUAGUGGUAUCGGGACACAACACCGAGCUACUCGAGAUAGCGGCAAACCGGGCUCUGGAGGCAGUUUCGUCGUGGAUGAAGAGAACCGGUCUAACGCUAGCGGCCCACAAGACGGAGGCCGUUGUGCUUACGACGAAAAGAGGGUACCAGAAACCGACAUUUAUGGUAGACGGAGUCCCUGUGGUACCGAAAGAAAAGCUAAGAUAUCUAGGCGUGGAGAUGUGCCGCAGACUUGGCUACCGAGAACACCUCCUGACGGUUGCAGCAAAGGCCGGCAACACGGCCAAUGCACUCGGUAGGAUACUACCAAACGUUGGAGGCGCGAGGUCAGAAAUAAGAAAACUCCUGGCGGUAGUGGUCACAAACCAGCUGCUAUACGCAGCCCCCAUAUGGGCAGGCGCUUUGAUCCACAGCANCAACGUGAAGGCAAUCGAGGCGCCGCAGAGAAAGAUUGCACUGAGGAUAUGCAUGGCGUACAGGAUGGUCUCCACAGAAGCCGCGCUGGUGGUGGCCGGCCUGAUCCCCGCCCACCUGGCAGUCAUGGAGAGCCAGAAAAGGUAUAACGCGGGCAAGAUCCAACAGGCAGUAGACAAGCACGCGUAUCGUGGAGUCACCAUUGCCAACUGGCAAGCCGAGUGGCGCAACGCCACAAAAGGUAGGUGGACAUGUAGGCUGAUCGGGGACGUAGAGAAGUGGAUCAGACGGAAACACGGAGAAGUAAAUUACCACCUCACGCAAAUGCUACCCGGGCACGGGUGCUUCGGUCACUACCUCCACAGGUUCAAAAAGCGCGGAAGCCCCGCAUGUGUGGACUGUGGCAGCGAGGUAAACGACGUAGAACACACAAUUUUCAGGUGCGACAGAUGGUGGCGUUACAGGAGAGCCCUGGAGGUAACUCUAGGGUGCAACAUGGAGCCAGAAUCAGUAAUCGACAGGAUGAUCGAAGACAAGUGCAAGUGA